Amoebophrya sp. A25 is the source of this 602-nucleotide messenger RNA. The record is from the annotation of a GenBank genome assembly. Lineage: Eukaryota; Dinophyceae; Syndiniales; Amoebophryaceae.
CUGGGCGCGGAGCCGGAGGUGGGCCGCCUGUGAAACUCGGAACGCAGACUCGGACACCUACUCAGAAUCGAUUUAGUACGCAAAUACCCUCUGGAGGGCAGUUGCGCACAACAGCAUCAAGCACUGGGUGGACAUGGAAUUCGGGAAUGAAGUGACUAAUUAUAUGCACCUGCUUCAUGUACUUAGGGUAGCGAUAGAGAGCGACCAUGCGGCCAACUCAUGUGCAGGACAUUACGUAGCCGGGCUCCAACACGCCGUUCGGGUGUCGACAGAUAUGAAAACGGCAUACCAAAUUCAGGUGGAGCAGCUUUCUCUUCACAAGGACAGCACAUUAACGAUUUCUCAAUGUCAAUGCUUUCCACGGUUCUACAAAACGAGCACGCAACACGACGCUUGUAUUCUAUUGGGUAAUCUUGAUCUGGUUGAACAAUGAUUCAUCUCGUAUCCCCUUUCAUUUCGAGUCCCGCUAGGACUGUUUCCACGAAAAACCGAUUCCAACCAUCUUUGUGCCCCCACACCUAACGACAUAAAAUCACAAAGACAGUAAUAUUUUUCAUUUUGAUUUUUCGCAGGACGAAUGUGUUGCGUUGACCACAAUCAGG